Arvicanthis niloticus (Nile rat) is the source of this 2334-nucleotide messenger RNA. It is a transcript of the gene Cyrib, whose product is annotated as CYFIP related Rac1 interactor B. The record is from RefSeq and is a predicted model, not a curated record. Lineage: Eukaryota; Metazoa; Chordata; Mammalia; Rodentia; Muridae. Gene Ontology annotation, biological process: regulation of actin filament polymerization. Gene Ontology annotation, molecular function: small GTPase binding.
GGGGCCCGGGCGCGGGGGGCGGCGCGUCGCCGCGUCCUCCUUUUGUGCGGCGCCGGGCUGGGCUGCGAAGGUAAACAGCGCUUCCUCUUCCUCCUCGCCGCCUCUUCCUUUUAUAGCGAUUUCUGGCCGCGCCGGAGCCGGGCCGUUGCUGCUGCCGCCGCCGUUUGCUGCUGCUGCUGCUGCUUGUCGCCGCGGCGGGGCCGCUCGCGAACCUGCGGCGGGGACGCGCGAGCCGCCGACCCGGAAGCGGCGUGUGUGUGCACCGCAGGCUCCCGCUACCAGCUCGCCCGCUCGCCCGCCCGUCGGGCCGCCAGGAGAAGACACCGAGGCCCGGAAUCUGAGUAAUCCUUUCAAGGCUACCACAUUGAUAGAAGGAAAAGGACAGAAUCACCAGCACUGGCUGAAGGUUUGCUGGCAUGGGUAAUCUCAUUAAGGUGCUAACCAGGGACAUAGACCACAAUGCAGCACAUUUUUUCUUGGACUUUGAAAGUACCUUAACAUGGGGAAUCUUCUUAAAGUUUUGACAUGCACAGACCUUGAGCAGGGGCCAAAUUUUUUCCUUGAUUUUGAAAAUGCCCAGCCUACAGAGUCUGAGAAGGAAAUAUAUAAUCAGGUGAAUGUAGUAUUAAAAGAUGCAGAAGGCAUCUUGGAGGACUUGCAGUCAUACAGAGGAGCUGGCCACGAAAUACGAGAGGCAAUCCAGCAUCCAGCCGAUGAGAAGUUGCAAGAGAAGGCAUGGGGUGCAGUUGUGCCACUAGUAGGCAAAUUAAAGAAAUUUUACGAAUUUUCUCAGAGACUAGAAGCAGCUUUAAGAGGCCUUCUGGGAGCCCUGACUAGUACGCCAUACUCCCCCACCCAGCAUCUAGAGCGAGAGCAGGCUCUUGCUAAACAGUUUGCAGAGAUUCUUCACUUCACACUCCGAUUUGAUGAACUCAAGAUGACAAAUCCUGCCAUACAAAAUGACUUCAGCUACUAUAGAAGAACAUUGAGUCGUAUGAGAAUUAAUAACGUCCCGGCAGAAGGAGAAAAUGAAGUAAAUAAUGAAUUGGCAAAUCGAAUGUCUUUGUUUUAUGCUGAGGCCACCCCGAUGCUGAAAACCUUAAGUGAUGCAACAACAAAAUUUGUAUCGGAGAAUAAAAAUUUGCCAAUAGAAAAUACCACAGAUUGCUUAAGCACUAUGGCAAGUGUAUGCAGAGUCAUGCUGGAGACACCGGAAUAUAGAAGCAGAUUUACCAAUGAAGAGACAGUAUCAUUCUGCUUGAGGGUAAUGGUGGGUGUCAUAAUACUCUAUGACCACGUCCAUCCAGUGGGAGCAUUUGCCAAAACUUCUAAAAUUGAUAUGAAAGGUUGUAUCAAAGUUCUUAAGGACCAACCUCCUAAUAGUGUAGAAGGUCUUCUCAAUGCUCUCAGGUACACAACAAAACAUUUGAAUGAUGAGACUACCUCCAAGCAAAUUAGGUCCAUGCUGCAGUAAGAGCCGUGGAGCAAGCCCCUGCUGCAGAUGGAUGGAGCACACAGUGUUCUUCAGUGACCGAGAAUGCAGUCUUAGUGAAUGCCAUUAAAUCUCCUUAUUCUUGCUUUGGUUUCUUUCCUCUGUUCCUCUUCCCACUUUUUUAAUCAUGUUCUUGUUCUUAAAGACUUCUUUUCUGUGCCAAAAUCAGUAAAGUUAUACUUUGAAAGGGAUUUUGUCCUUUCAAAACAGGCCAUCUAAGGCAGCUAAUUACGCAUUGCAUUGAGGUCUCUACUGAGAAAAGUUCUGUGACUUGAACUAAAUAUUUUUAAAUGUGGAUUUUUUUUGAAAACUAAUAUUUAAUAUUGCUUCUCCUGCAUGGCAAAACUGCCUAUUCUGCUAUUUAAAACCCUCAUAAAUUUAUUUUCUACUGCCGCUUUUUCAUGUGCAGCCAAAAUAAAAAUGUUUAAAUUAACUGUGUUGUACAAAUGGUACCCAACACAAACUUUUUUUAAAUUAGUAAGACUUUUGUUUAAAGUUUUAAGUUUGCAUUUUGACUUUUUUUUUGUAAGGUUGUAUGUUGUGUGUUUAACCUUUAUUAACUAACGUUAAAAACUGUGAUGUGUGCGUAGACUAUUACGUAUGCAUGUUCAUGUUUAAGAAUGGCUGUUGAUAAAAUAAAAAUCAGCUUUCCUUUUUCUAAGUGUGGCUUGGUUUACUGAGGUUUUUGGAAGUUUUCUCUGUAUAUAUUUCUGUGGAAUGCAUAUACACAUUACAUAAUUUUUCUUUCUCUUAGGCGAUAGCUGUAUUUUUUUCAGUUGUUUCUCUUUACCUUUGUCUAUGUACAUAAGUUGAACUGCUUUUAAAAACUGUUGUGUAUAAGA